GCAAAUUAAUAACGAAAGUAAGAUUACCCCUCCCCCACUCUCCUUUAAAAAAAAACAUUCCUCAUCACUCCUGAUUAACUAAUCAUAGCUUACUAUUUUUAUCCCCAAAAUAGGUUUUGUCUUUUUAACCUAGUGCCCAUACAAUGAAUAAAAAGGAUAUGGGGUCGAUGAGGCUAGAUGAAGAAUUUGGAGGAGAUAGGGUGUUGCAUAUUGAAACAGACGAUGAAGAGAAUGAGGCAUCACAUGAUAAUGAAGAAGUUGAUGAUGAUAAUGAUAGUGGAUCUGAUGAUCUAAUGACCAGUCAUUCUCCUCAACCACCUUUUCAUGGCCAACAUGGACCUCUUGAUUCUCCUACUUGGCCUCAAAGUUAUAGGAGGUCAAUGAACAUGUUUACGGGGGUGACCCCUCCAUCACUGAGCUUUUUAAAAGGCAGCGGCGUGUUGAGUUCAGCAUACGUGAGGUCUCAGUCUCCAACACCUCAACAUUCCCUUUGUAAACCUCUCAUUUCUUCUCAAAGCUUAGAAAAGGAAGAAGUUGUUCCAACUUUGAAUCCUUCAAAGUUAUCGAUCGUUUCUUCAGCACCUGAAUUGCCACCAUCACAGCAGUGUUCAUAUAUUCAAUCAGUUCUUAAUGCCAUAAACGCUCUCUGUGGCAUAGGAAUCCUUUCGGUUCCCUAUGCACUCAAAGAAGGAGGAUGGUGCAGUCUUUUCCUGCUGCUUCUUUUCGGAGUCAUUACUUUUUAUACUGGAACUCUUUUGAAAAAAUGUUUAGAAAGUUCUCAUGGUAUUGAAACGUAUCCAGAUAUCGGACAAGCUGCCUUUGGAUUGCUCGGUCGAAUAUUUAUAGCUAUAGCCUUGUACGCGGAACUAUAUUCCUCUUGCAUAGAGUAUUUGAUUAUGAUGAGUGAUAAUCUUGGCGCCGUAUUCCCGAAUAGUCACAUGGAGUUUGCUGGAAUUCAUCUGGAUUCUUAUCAAAUGUGUGCCAUCAUUUCUACCCUUGUCAUACUUCCAACAGUUUGGCUUAGAAAUCUCAGUUUGCUGUCUAUCGUUUCAGCCGGUGGAGUUAUAGCACUGAUUAUCGUGGUGAUCUGCUUGCUGUGGGUUGGAGUGAUCAAUGACGUUGGAUUUCACCCAAGCGGAACAGCUUUAAACAUUGCAAAAUUGCCCGUCACAAUUGGUCUUUAUAGUUUCUGCUAUGGAAGCCAUUCAGUUUUCCCAAAUAUCUACUCAUCAAUGAAAGAACCUUCAAGAUUCCCUUCUGUUCUUCUUAUAAGCUUCAGCAUUGCCUUCUUUUCAUACCUCGGAGUAGCAGUUUGUGGCUUCCUAAUGUUUGGUGAAAACACCAAUCCACAGUUCACUUUAAAUUUGCCAGCAAAACUUAUUACUUCAAAAGUUGCAGCUUGGACAGUCGUCGUAGCCCCUUUAACAAAAUACGCGAUAACAAUUACUCCAGUAGCUUUUGGCAUAGAAGAAUUCUUACCUUCACCUCAGCUUAGAACUUAUGGUGUAUCCAUACUCAUCAGAACACUUCUGGUGUUUUCGACUCUGGUCAUUUCAUUGGCAGUUCCAUAUUUUGGUUCUGUAAUGUCAUUGAUUGGAUCUUCACUAGUAAUGCUUGUGUCUUUAAUCCUUCCUUGUGCAUGCUACAUCAAACUAAGCAAAGAUCGAAUUACGCGAUUUCAGUUUGCAGCUUGCACUUUCGUUAUGGUGGUGGGAGUGAUAUCUGCAGUUGUUGGCACAUAUUCUGCACUCACAAGCAUGGCCUAGUUUGAAAGAUGUAAGGCAUAGUCUCGUUAUUGAUAGAGUGAAAAGAUCUAUCAUUUCUUGAAAUCUCUCUUCUGAUUCAGAAUCGUACUUCCGGGAGUCGGUUUCUUGUACACUAUGCAGAGUGUAGCAUUGAGAAAACAUAGAUCAAAUGUCAAAGUGAAAAGGGGUUCAAAGAAAACAGAAAAAUUAGUCCACCAAUUUUGUAGUAUUGCUCGAGUGAUUAUGAAAUCGAAGUUCUAAUUAGCAAGAAAUUAGAUCUUCAUUCAUAUUUUUGAUUCUUAAUGUUGUUUUUUAAGCCCUUUCUCUUGUAACUAUUCAUUGUAACAAUAGUUAAUCACAUUGUUACCUCAUAAUUUAGCAGUUAAUUAGAGCAGAAGUGUUAUUGA
This is a messenger RNA of Capsicum annuum, 2152 nucleotides long. Its product is annotated as amino acid transporter AVT1D. The record is from RefSeq and is a predicted model, not a curated record. Gene Ontology annotation, cellular component: plasma membrane. The transcript is spliced from 12 exons. The coding region runs from base 144 to 1766 and encodes 540 amino acids. Lineage: Eukaryota; Viridiplantae; Streptophyta; Magnoliopsida; Solanales; Solanaceae.